CAAACUUUUUAUUUUUUUAUUUGCAAUGUUGAAUAUAUAAAUAAUAAUUAGAGAUGUUUAUCAACCAGAGGGGUAGUUUGAUUUACAUUAUUUCGAAACUAAUCUUUGUAGAGAAUUGAGCGGAGAAUUCCUUAUAUAAGAAGUAUUAAGCCCAUUGAAUAACUGUUUCAAAAAGUUGAACAAUCGAUAUUACAAAUACUGCCCCUUUGUUUUUAAACUCAUAUAAGUAUCUAAUUGGAAAAAGUUUGAGAGAGAUGAAACUAAUUUAUCUACUACUAACCUUAAUCCUACAUAUUGUUAUCGUUCAUUCUCAAAUCGGAAACGUUAUUAUUGAACAGGAUACUGUUUACGAUUCUGACGCUGAUCUUGAACAACUCAAUAUAGAUUUGGGGUAUCUCUAUUGUUAUGGUAUCACUUCAUUUAUUGUACUUAUAGAAUUUACUGUUGAAUAUUAUGCUGGUCUCUAUAUUGUUGCCCUGUCCACAUCCACUAAUCCUGCUGACGCAUUGAAUGUCAAUCUCAAUCAAGUUAAUAAUGGUGGGAUAGUAUCACUUAAUUCUGUUGAGGCUACUCUUUCACCUAUCUAUAAUUUUGUUGGUCCUGCUUAUGCUGCCGAUAGUGCUGAUAUUGGUCUGUUUGUAAACAGUGGUCAAUUAAUCGUGGCUUAUAAUGGUCAAUUCUCGCAUGGACAGUGUGAAUUUGGUAAUAUUGCAAAUACUGGUUUACUGAUAUUUUAUCAAUCAGUAAAUAAUGGUGAUGCACUAGUAGUUUUGGGGCAAAUUUCUAAUAGUGGACAAUUUUGCCUAUAUAAUAAAGUCUUCCAUCAAACAGGAAUUUUUGAAGGUAAUGGUUGCAUUACAAUUCAAGAAUCAACCUUCUAUAUCGACAACCCUGUGGCAAUCUCUCGGGAUCAAACCAUUUAUUUAAGUGGCUCGAAUUCUAGUAUUUUCGUUAAUGUGACUGUUGGAAGUAACAUAAUUCCAAUCAAUGGUUUUGGAGGUGGUAAUGUACUUGCUUUAACUACUAGUAUCCAACCUCUUAUAUUAUAUUACGGAAGUUCCUUAGUACUUUGCUCAGAGGACUUAAUAUGUCAAAUAUUUGAUAUUGGUCUCGGGUAUGAUCUUGAUUUAUUUGAGUUGCUGAUUAAUUCCACUAAUUGGGAAAAUAUUGCUCCCAAUGGUAUAAUUUAUACAGGUACAAUUCCAAGUCAAGAUGUUCCUGCUGGUUGUGUCUUGUGUUCUAGUAUACCCCCUCCAGGACCACCAGUUUCAUCAUCAUCAUCUUCUUCAUUAUCAAUCACUCACUCUAGCGCUUCUGCUGCAACGAUUUCUUCUGGAGAGCCAUCAACAGCAAAUUCGUCAUCGAGUACUUCGCAAUCCUUAAGCACUUCAAAGUCGACAAACUCCACUUCAGGUAGCAUUUCGCUGCUACCAUCUUCUACAGAGUCGUUAUCAUGGUCAUCAUCGUCUGAAAGUUCCUCAGAAUCUCCAAGCACAACCUCCAACAGUCUUUCAGGUAUAUCAUCCCAAUAUUUCACUUCGUCUUCAUCAACAUCAUCGUCUUCUAAAGAAUCUACAUUAUCUUCCAGUGCCAUCUCAUCCACUAUUUAUUCUGCUUCCGCAUCAUCCAGCACAUCACUAUCGUACAGUUCUUCGGGAUCAAUAAGCUCAGAAGAUUAUUUGUCAUCUUCCUCUUUGGAAGAAUCAUCAAAUAGUUCUUCAAGCACAUUAUUAACUGUAUCUUUUAGUACUCCAUCAAUCACAUUUUCGAGUGAAGGUGGAUCCAACGCACCUCCAAGCUCUGCAUCAAUAAAUUCUUCAAGCUCAAUUUCAGCUGUUAUAUCAUCAACGUCAUCUAGUACUGCUUUUACAUCACAGACUACCACAUCAAGUAUUUCCGAAUCUUCUGAAAUGUCAAAUGUUUCUCCCUCUGGCGUAUCGUUAUCUACUGAAGCAAUAUCAUCAAAUACAGAAUCGACAUCUGUAUUACCUUCAAAUACGUAUUCUUCUGGGUUCACUUCGUCCUCUACUAGUAUUGAAUCGGCCACUUUUAUAUCAACAAGUUCAUUGAUUCAAAGUACUUCUAGUAGUCCUAUAUUGUCUUCGUUCGGUUACUCUUUUCCCGUACUUUCUGUUUCCUCAUCUUCAGUCUCAUCAUUAGAGGGAUUAGCAAUAUCAUCAGCACCUUCAACUGUUGACUCAUACAUCAAUUCAACAGCAAGUUCGAUAUACUUUACAUCAUCCACUACUUCCUUAUCAUUUGCUUCUUCUUUGGAAUCGUUAUCAAGCAUUGGUUUAUUAACUUCUGAGGCAUCUAGUGAAACAUAUACAGAGUCAUCAAUUUCAUCUGUUCUCACAGCAGGUCUGGUUGUUUCUCCGACCACAUCUUAUUCUACUUCAUUAAUAAUUACUGAAUCAACAACCUCCUCCAUACUCACAUCACUGAGUAAAUCAUUAAGUACUUCAUUUUCUGUACAGUCGUCAUUAAGUAUUUCACUGGUAAUUUUAUCCUCAACUUCGUCAUAUGCUUCCAGUAUUGCUUCAAGCAUAACAACUACUGUGGGUUCUUCAAGUUCUAAUAAUUUCAGUCCUCCACUUGAAUCUUAUCCAUUUAUCUCAAGCAAAUCCUCUGUAAGUCAGUCAAUUUCAACCUCCAAGUCUACAUUGCCUUUUUCUAUCAUAUCACCAAAUUCCAAUACGUCAACUGGAAGCUCAUCUACAAAUACUGGAUCUUUACUAAGCUCAGGAGCAAUUUCAAUCUCAUCUACACACUCAAGCUCAAGUUCAACAUCCGGUAUGGCAAGUAUUACUACUUCUGUACCAACAGGUACUACGACUUUGGGAAGUGGGCCAACCACUAUAUACGGUGUGUUUGAUACUUCAAUGCCUCCAUUAUCAUAUGUGGAUCUCGAUUCAUAUUACACCGCCUCAAUCCCAAUGGCUCCGGCCUUUGAUGGAAUAUUCUCAUUCAAAUUCUCUGAUAAUGCUCAACCUGGUGACAUUGCUCAUCUUGGAUUACCAAAUGUGUAUGAUAUAUUUCAGGGUGAAGGUGGUAUAGCCAAGAGAGCAGAUGGAUCGUUAUCUUUGACUGUUGAUGAUAUUGAUUACGCUGAUUGUAUCGUCACCAUGGCUGGUUCUUCUGAUAAUGAAACAACAGUAGAUUGUACAGUCAACGAUAAUAUCUUUUCCAAUCCUGAAGUUAGUGGAUCCAUUACAUUACCCUUAGUAUUUAAUAUUGGUGGAUCUACUUCUCCUACCGAUAUUCAAGCUGCAAACGCUUUUGUGGCUGGCUAUCAACCAAUUAUCUUCAAUGACGGUCUUAACGAUAUUCUAACGUCAGCUAUAUUUGCUGCUGGCAGCCCAUCUCCAGGUGAUCCAACCGUCCUUGUAUAUGCUUCUAGACCUCAACCAUGGAACAACAUAGAAUCUUUCUAUGUGUUAGGUGGAAAUUGUACUUCCUCAACUGGAUCAGGUGAGAUCAGUAUUUCUGUGACUGAUGGUUCAAUCGAUUGUUCAUCAUGGUCUGCAGGUAUUACUAAUAGUCUUAAUGCAUGGUACUUCCCAACCACAUAUGAAACAUUAAGUAGUAUCACUGUUGCUUCUUGUGGCCCUUCAUUUCUCGUUCUAUCAUAUUAUGGUGUUCCAACUGGGUACAGAUUAUUUGUCAGUGUUGAUGCCGAGACAGAUGGUUCCAUCCAAGCUACCUUUAAUGAUGAUCAUUCAUGUGCAGCAUUAUCAACUGGUUCAUCUGUCAUUGUGGGUUCUACUAUUAGUGUGGGUCCAUCUUUUAACGUUAGUCCAACCAUUAGUGUGAGUCCAACAGUUAUCAUUAGUACAUAUACCACUUCAUCGGUAUUUAGUUCUACAGAGAUCAUCACACCUGUUAUUAAUGGAGUUAGUGAAACGUUGACUACUACUGUGCCAAUCACUUCUUUGGAAACUAUAACUACUGGUUUCACCGAACUUGUUCCCGUAACUACGGAGACUACAGGUACCGAAAUUAUCAGUAUCACUAAGAUAUACAUCACUACUGAAACUGUUACGGUUACUGUCACUAGUACUGAAAUUAUUCUGAUAACUACAUAUUAUGAACAACAAGAAACUACUACCAGUACUACAGGUACGACUGGUAUAAUUUCAACAACCUUCAUUGCAACAGCAGCCAUUACAACAACUCCUGCUACUGUGAAUGCUGUUGAAACUCAAAAUGUUGAACCAUCGAUUGAAGUUGUUAUUGAAACUAAAGCAGGUGGAACAAUCGUGGAAGUCACAACCGAAACGGGAGCUCCAAAUGUAAUUAUUGAAUUGAAAGUUUUUAUUGUAGGAGUUCCAGCUAAUCCUGAAAAUACUACCCCAGUUAACAAUGUAUAUACCACAAUAUGGGAUAUGACUCCGGAAGUUGCAUCCAUAUCUUCAUUAGCUGUUAGCCCGCUUGCUUCAAUAUCCUCAGAGGCUUGUACCAUUGAAGGCAGCGCUAAUCGAUCCCGAUAUUCAAUUACUUUGUUAUUUGCUUUAGUCUUGAUGUACAUAGUUUAAAUAAGUCGAUAUUAUAGUUCAAAAUCCUAUGGUGGUGCUACCUUCUCUAUUUUCGUACUUGCUAAAUGGUAGUCAGUAAAGGUCUUGAUAAUUCUGUCUCAUUAAAAUUUUUAUAUUCAGCAAAAUAAACUAGAUAUAUAAAUUUUAUUUUCUAUUUAAAUUGUAAUCUUAAUUCUAAUCUGGGUAAUAAAAACAAUUUCCGUUUUAUAUUAUUUUUAAAGGUAACAUUUGUCAUUUAUUAACACAACCACCCACUCACAAAUUAAUCAUUUUAAUCC
Molecule: messenger RNA, 4813 nt
Organism: Scheffersomyces coipomensis
Lineage: Eukaryota; Fungi; Ascomycota; Pichiomycetes; Serinales; Debaryomycetaceae
Product: cell-wall agglutinin N-terminal ligand-sugar binding-domain-containing protein
Exons: 1
Coding region: 255-4535 (1426 amino acids)
Biological process (GO): cell-cell adhesion
Cellular component (GO): fungal-type cell wall
Molecular function (GO): cell adhesion molecule binding
Source: RefSeq, a predicted model, not a curated record